This is a messenger RNA of Medicago truncatula (barrel medic), 842 nucleotides long. RefSeq names its product bet1-like protein At4g14600. The record is from RefSeq and is a predicted model, not a curated record. The coding region runs from base 198 to 599 and encodes 133 amino acids. The transcript is spliced from 4 exons. Lineage: Eukaryota; Viridiplantae; Streptophyta; Magnoliopsida; Fabales; Fabaceae.
AAAGAAUAGAAAAAAAAAUAUAAAAAAUCAAUCUACCUGUUGCCUUGUUGGAAAAAGAAAGACGAAAGCAAAAGAAAUAGUUCGAAAUCGAUAAAGUUGUGGGAUUAAGAAUUUGAUAUCCCCUUAUUCGUUCGUUCUAGCGAAGAAGAAAAUCAACCCUAAAAUUCAAUUCAAUUAAAGGGUUUUCUACAAUUUCAAUGUCGAAUUCGCUCAGAGGCGGAUCCUUUUACGGCGAUGCUGCCCCUUUCCGAUCAAGAGAGGGACUUAGCACCAGAACCCCUGCUGCAUCCUCCGAUGAAAUUCAAUUGCGUAUUGAUCCUGUUGGUGAUUUCGAUGAUGAAAUUACCGGUCUUCGUGGUCAAGUUCGAAAAUUGAGAAAUGUUGCUGAAGAGAUAGGUACAGAAGUCAAGUCUCAAAAAGAUUUUCUGGAACAGCUGCAAAUGACAGUGGCAAAGGCUCAAGCUGGGGUGAAGAAUAAUCUAAGAAGAUUGAACAGGAGUAUCGUGCGAAAUGGUUCAAACCAUAUUGUUCAUGUGGUCCUUUUCGCAUUAAUAUGUUUCACUAUUGUGUAUCUUUGGUCUAAGAUGUCCAGAAAGUGAGGCUUUCCAGGAAUAUACUUCUCUCAGCAUUGUUGUUGAACCCAAGUCUUUCUUUGAAUGACUCACAAUGAUGCCUGAGUUUGUUGUAUAUAAAAGCUUUGUAAUUUUCUCUGUGUAACAGGUGGGUUUUGUGUGAAGAAAAAAGAUAAUAUGGUAUUUUGCAGUUUGCAAAGUCGUGCAUAUGUUACAUUUUCAUCUGGUGAGAUUCUCAUCAUUCAUAAAAAUGAGCAGGAUUCUAUAGAA